Molecule: messenger RNA, 1218 nt
Organism: Teleopsis dalmanni
Lineage: Eukaryota; Metazoa; Arthropoda; Insecta; Diptera; Diopsidae
Gene: Con
Product: connectin
Exons: 3
Coding region: 34-1218 (394 amino acids)
Molecular function (GO): protein binding
Source: RefSeq, a predicted model, not a curated record
UUUAUUGUCAUAAAACCCAACGAAUACAACAAAAUGCUGCCACAUAAUCGCCACCCCCUGGCGAUAUUGCUGCUAUUGACCUGUUGUUGUGCAUUAAUAUCAACGAUUGAAUCGCGUUCGCGUGAUAAAGAAAGUCGCCGAAAUCGUCCUGACCGUGUUUACUCAUCAACAUCUGCUUCAUCAGGACAUUAUAGUAGUUCAUAUGUAAGUGCCACAGCUAAUGUACCAAAGGACACUACUGGUUUCUGUACGCGCCGUCGUGAUAUGAAGCUUAUGUGCUAUUGUACACCGGAUGAGAAUUAUGUGCCUGUGUUGAAAGCAGAAUGUUGGGUUUUCUCAGAUGCUCUACUACAGAAUGACACCACCUGGACACGCUUUGAGCAGCAGAAACAUUUAAGAGAUCUCAAAUUUGUUAUACAAAAUCAUGGUCGCCUAGAUUAUAUACCAACAGCAAUUUUAGAACCAUUAAAAAAUUUGACUGGUAUCACCAUUGAAUAUGCACAAGUUGAAGUUAUUAAAAGCUAUGCCCUUGCAAAUUUACAAUACUUGGAACGCAUUAUAUUACCGAAUAAUCAUAUAGUCGCAUUGGACCAUGAUGCAUUUGCCAAUCACAUACGUCUACAAGAACUCAAUUUGGAACAUAAUCAAAUUUAUGAAAUCGAUCGUUAUGCUUUCCGUAAUUUACCACUGUGUGAACGUUUGUUUCUUAAUAAUAAUAACAUUUCAAGUUUGCAUGAAGGACUUUUUGCGGAAAUGGCACGAUUGGUGCAUUUAAAUUUGGCACAUAAUCAGAUCUCAGUGUUGACAAGUGAAAUUUUCAAGGGUUUGGGCAAUUUGAAUGUGCUCAAGUUGACACAUAAUAAUUUGAAUUUCAUCGGCGACACUGUAUUUGCUGAAUUAUGGAGUUUAGCCGAAUUGGAAUUAGAUGAUAAUCGUAUUGAGCGUAUUUCAGAGCGUGCACUUGAUGGUUUAAAUAAUCUAAAAACCCUUAACUUGCGUAAUAAUCUCCUGAAGAAAAUAGACAACGGAUUAUUACGCGGUACGCCGGCUUUGCUGUCAAUCAACGUACAAAAUAAUGACUUGGAAACUUUGACAUUUUAUACAUUUCAGCCAAUUAUGGACAAUUUGGUAAAUAGCACAAGUGAGCUGUUAGUGUCAGAUUUACCAAUCGAAAAUGAAAAUUGCACUAAAACUGCAUUAAUAGAGCAUUUCGAUUGA